Ilex paraguariensis (yerba mate) is the source of this 1979-nucleotide messenger RNA. The record is from the annotation of a GenBank genome assembly. Lineage: Eukaryota; Viridiplantae; Streptophyta; Magnoliopsida; Aquifoliales; Aquifoliaceae.
AUGGAAUUCCUCUCAAGGUAUUCUCAAAAACCAGACUCUGAAAGACCUAAAAUCCAAACCCUAGAUCGAAUCACUGUCUUACCAGACACAAUUCUCCUUCACAUUUUCUCUUUCCUACCCAUGGAAGAUGUUGUCAAAACCUGUAUACUAUCAAAGCAAUGGAGGUUUCUUUGGACUACUGUCUCGGCCCUCAUGUUCAGCCACCGUAACCAACCUGAUGAAGACCUCUGUAAGUUCAUCUCCUUUGUGGACAAAACCCUGGUGUUAAUCAACUGUCCUAAACUGAAAAUUUUUUCAGUUGAUUUCGCAUACCACCGUCGUUUUUCUGCUGAUGUUAAUGUCUGGCUUUGUUUCGUUACGAAACAUGGUGUGGAAGAGCUCAAAUUGGAUUUUUCCAACAAGCAUAAUUUUGGGUCUGGUCUUUUUCAAUUGCCUCAGCAUUUGUAUAGUAAUGGGUCGUUUGUGAAAUUGAGUUUAUCAAUGUGUGGUAUUGUGCCUAAAGGGUUGAUUAGUUGGAAAUCACUGAAGAGUUUGACAAUUGGGUCCACGGAGUUAAGUGGUAAUAUGAUUGGAAACAUAGUGUUGGGUAGUCCUGUUUUGAAUUUUUUGGAGCUGUUUAAUUGUUGGGGCUUCGAUAAGCUGGAGAUUAAUGGUGGGAGUUUGAGGAAAUUGGUGAUUAAUGGGUAUUUGAAUCAGAAAAAAGGGGACUCUGUUGUUGAGAUUUGGGCUCCGGGUGUUCGGUCUUUGGAUAUUUUGGGGUGUUUACAUGGGAAAAUUAUUCAACUAGAGAAUAUAUCGUCUACGGUUGAUGCUAAGCUGGAUUUCUACUUAACAAAGAUUAAUCAUGACGCUGAUGAUGAUUUUAAAAUGGAGAAAUUUAUGUUAAGUGAUAUGCUAGUCAGCAUUCAGCUUAUUAAGUAUCUUACAUUUGGAACUUGGUUCAUUGAGGUUCUAUCCAUGCUGGAGAUUAAAGGUUUGCCAUCUGUCUUGCCGAAGUGCAAACGUUUAAUGCUACAUACUCCUAUCCAGGAACGGUACCUCUCUGGGAUAGUAAACCUGCUACAUAGUUCACCUGACGUGGAGACAUUAAUCAUAAACAUGACCCCACCAUCUUUUGAAUUUGAGACCUGCUUCAAUGCAAAAAUUUCCAACUUUUUCAAUGUUGAUGGAGAGAGCUAUUGGACAUCAAAACAGAAGCUUUUCAGAUGUUUGGACCUUCGUCUCAAGACUAUUAGGAUUUCUGGCUUUGAAGGCAGGCACUGUGGACUUGAGAUUCCAUUUUUACAAUUUCUUCUUAAGAGUUCAAGGGCAUUGGAAAAAAUGGUCAUCAAUGGUCGUGGUGUUGGACAAGAUGAUUUGGUACGUGGUGCAUUUCAAGACCAGCUUCAGGUGGCUGAAAGCUUAUUAAGCUUCCCUAGAUCCUCUAAAGGUGCUAAGCUCCAUAAGACAAACUCCACAGCACCGAAGCUCCACAGCACCCCGAAUUUCGUCUUUAUCAAUCACAGAAGCUUCACCGUCCACCCAUAUGGCAUUGUAAGUGAUGUUUUAAAAGUUUAUUUGGUUAAGUAUGGGAAGCAAUGGGAGGGAAAAACAGCUCAAAGAAUUGUAGGAAAGACACCUUCAGAGGCUGCAGCUGCAAUUGUGGAAGAUUAUGAGCUUCCCAUACCAACGGAUACACUUAUGUCAGAAAUUUAUCCACUGUUCUGUGAUCAAUGGGGCAGUAUCAAAGCCCUUCCCGGUGCCAAUCGGUUAAUCAAACAUUUGAGGGGCCAUGGCGUCAAAAUGGCAUUGGCUUCAAAUUCCCCUAGGGCAAACAUUGAGGACAAGAUAUCUUACCAUCCUGGCUGGAAAGAAUCCUUCUCUGUCAUCAUUGGCGGUGACCAAGUAACUGCAGGAAAGCCAUCUCCUGAAAUAUUCCUUGAAGCAGCUAAAAGGUUGAACAGUGAUCCUUCCAGCUGUCUUGUCAUUGAAGAUUCAAU